CUAAUUUUACUUGGCGUCCCUGCUUUUGUUUGAUCGUGAUUUGUGUUCGGGAUUGGAAUUUUGGAUUGUAAUUUAGUGUUUGCAGAGAAUUUUAACGGUUUUAUACUUAUUGCUUCAUACUAUUGCGGAAAUAUUCAUUCGAUAUGCCGUCAACACUCGAGCUUUGUGAGCAAUUUUAUGGUACGAAAGACGUUUAUAAAUUGUUUAAUGUGAGUCGUGAUGCUGCAGAUAAUGAAAUUAAAAAAGCUUACUACAAAUUAUCUCUAAAAGUUCAUCCAGAUCGAGUGGAUUAUGAAAAUAAGGAGGAAGCCACUGAAAAGUUCAAGAUCUUAAGUAAAAUUCAUUCCGUUUUAUCGGAUAAAGAAAAACGAGCUUUAUACGAUGAGAAAGGAGUCAUUGACGACGAAGACGAUGAUUCUAUUGGUGCUAAAUGGUUAUCAAUAUGGCAACAAUUUUUCAAGCCUAUUUCAAACGAAGAUAUAAGUAACUUCGAAAAAGAAUACACAGGUUCAGAUCUUGAGCGAAGUGAUAUCAAGAAAGCGUAUAUGAAUGGUAAAGGAUGCAUUAAUUAUAUGAUGAACUGUGUUCCUUUUAUGAGUUGUGAAGAUGAACCUCGUAUAAUAAAAAUCAUCAAGGAGAUGAUCGCAUCUGGGGAAGUUCCUGAGCAUAAAAUUUUCACAGAAGAACCGAAGAGUAAACGCGAUCGUCGCCAUAAAAAAUACGCUAGAGAAGCUAUAGAAUCUGCUGUUUUAAAAGAUAAGUUGAAACAAAAACAGGACAAAAAAUCUCUAGAACAACAAAUUGCACUUCGUCAGUCUGAUCGAGAACAUGGAUUCACUUCUUUGCUUGACAAAUUGACAGAUAAAUACGGAAAUGAUGAGGAUGAAGAGGAUUUAUUUAGUUUGGACCAGCAUGUUGCAAAGAAAAAAUCUAAAGUUCAAAAUGUACCGCAGAAGAAACAACAAAAGGUUAAGGUUCAUAAGACAAAAGAGGGAAGAAUGUUAAAAAAGAGCGUUUAGAUCUAGUUUCGUCUUUUGUCUAAGACCAUGUUUCAACCCAUCUUGCGUAGAUCGGGUUGAGUUAUGUUUUCAAGUUGAUAAAUUGUACCGUUUAAAAGGGAAUAAAAUUCAAUUCAUUUAUCGCAUCAUUAA
This is a messenger RNA of Malaya genurostris, 1151 nucleotides long. RefSeq names its product J domain-containing protein CG6693. Gene Ontology annotation, cellular component: nucleus; cytoplasm. Bases 144 to 1019 code for a protein of 291 amino acids. Gene Ontology annotation, molecular function: heat shock protein binding. NCBI's taxonomy places the organism in Eukaryota, Metazoa, Arthropoda, Insecta, Diptera, Culicidae. The record is from RefSeq and is a predicted model, not a curated record. The transcript is spliced from 2 exons.